Molecule: messenger RNA, 307 nt
Organism: Arachis ipaensis
Lineage: Eukaryota; Viridiplantae; Streptophyta; Magnoliopsida; Fabales; Fabaceae
Source: RefSeq, a predicted model, not a curated record
AUGCGAGAUUUGUGGUUUAUUGAAUUUAAGACACGCUAUGAGAAUCCUCUUUCUGUUGAACUUGAUAUUACGUCUCGGGAGGAAUUCAUUAUUAUAGAGAGAAAGCUUGCACGACUUUUGGAAUGUUUAUCUCAAGAGAAUGUUCGAGAGACUCCAGAAGAAACAGGGGAGGUAGUUCAAGACUCGAUGCAGGAGGACGACGUUGCGAAAGACGAUAGUUCCGAGGAGGUUGUUUCUACUGUAAACAAUGCUCCAAAGCUUACUUUUGACCUCAAUAAAACACCAGCAGAGAAUGGGGUCUUUUGAG